This is a messenger RNA of Synchiropus splendidus (mandarinfish), 5056 nucleotides long. RefSeq names its product transportin-2-like. Gene Ontology annotation, molecular function: small GTPase binding; nuclear import signal receptor activity. Lineage: Eukaryota; Metazoa; Chordata; Actinopteri; Syngnathiformes; Callionymidae. Gene Ontology annotation, biological process: protein import into nucleus. The transcript is spliced from 25 exons. The record is from RefSeq and is a predicted model, not a curated record. The coding region runs from base 171 to 2843 and encodes 890 amino acids. Gene Ontology annotation, cellular component: cytoplasm; nucleus.
AUUUCAAUCGGCGUGCUCAUUUGAACAAGAAGAGCCACUGCGAGGCGAGCGAACGAGCGGCCCACUACGCCACAUACAACUUUUAAGUUACGACUGUACGUGAUUUGUGUUCUUGAGUCGUUUGCCAAUUCGCGCUGACAAAUUAUUGCCGACAAGACUGCUCGCUUGGGAUGGAGUGGCAGCCAGAUGAGCAGGGACUGCAGCAAGUCCUUCAACUGCUCAAAGACUCUCAGUCACCCAACACAGUCACACAGAGAGCAGUACAACAAAAACUUGAACAACUCAACCAGUUUCCGGACUUCAACAACUUUCUCAUCUUCGUACUCACACGGCUAAAAUCUGAAGAUGAACCGACCCGUUCACUCAGUGGCCUGAUACUGAAGAACAAUGUGAAGGCCCACUACCAGAACUUUCCUUCUCAAGUUGCCGACUUCAUAAAGCAGGAAUGUCUCAAUAACAUCGGAGAUCCCUCACCACUCAUUCGAGCCACAAUCGGCAUCCUGAUAACAACUAUUGCGUCAAAGGGAGAGCUACAAACGUGGCCAGAGCUCUUGCCUCAGCUCUGCAAUCUGCUCAACUCUGAGGACUACAACACGUGUGAGGGCUCGUUUGGAGCACUGCAGAAAAUCUGUGAGGAUUCGUCAGAGCUGCUGGACAGUGAUGCGUUGAACAGACCACUCAAUAUUAUGAUCCCCAAAUUCCUCCAAUUCUUCAAGCACUGCAGCCCCAAAAUUAGGUCCCAUGCCAUUGCAUGUGUGAAUCAGUUCAUCAUUGGACGAGCACAGGCUCUCAUGGACAACAUUGACACUUUCAUAGAGAGCCUGUUUGCGCUGGCAGCUGAUGAGGACUCUGAGGUCCGUAAAAAUGUGUGCCGAGCCUUAGUCAUGUUACUGGAAGUCCGUGUAGACCGUCUCAUCCCCCACAUGCACAGCAUUAUUCAGUACAUGCUUCAAAGAACUCAAGAUCCAGAUGAGAAUGUAGCUUUGGAGGCCUGCGAAUUCUGGCUUACUUUAGCAGAACAGCCGAUCUGCAAGGAGAUGUUGUCUGGACACUUGGCUCAACUGAUCCCCAUCUUGGUGAAUGGAAUGAGGUAUUCAGAGAUUGACAUCAUUCUGUUAAAGGGUGAUGUGGAGGAAGACGAAGCCGUUCCAGACAGCGAUCAGGACAUCAAGCCUCGUUUCCAUAAAUCCCGAACUGUGACCCUGCAACACGAAGGUCUCGAGGGAGAGGAAGGGGAGGACACAGAAGAUGAUGAGGACGACGACGAUGACGACACCUUAUCAGAUUGGAACCUCAGAAAGUGUUCCGCAGCAGCGUUGGAUGUGCUUGCAAACGUGUUCCGGGAUGAGCUUCUGCCUCACCUCCUGCCACUUUUGAAAGGUCUCCUCUUUCAUCCCGACUGGGUUAUUAAGGAGUCUGGAAUUCUGGUUUUGGGUGCAAUCGCAGAAGGUUGCAUGCAGGGUAUGGUUCCGUACCUGCCGGAGCUCAUCCCCCACCUCAUCCAGUGUUUGUGUGACAAGAAGGCUCUGGUACGCUCGAUUGCUUGUUGGACACUUAGUCGUUAUGCACAUUGGGUGGUGUCCCAGCCCCCGGAUUCCUACCUCAAACCUCUCAUGACUGAGCUUCUGAAGCGCAUUCUGGAUGGGAACAAGAGGGUACAAGAGGCUGCCUGCAGUGCAUUUGCCACCUUGGAAGAGGAGGCCUGUACUGAGCUGGUGCCAUAUCUCAGCUUCAUUUUGGACACUUUGGUUUUUGCUUUUGGAAAGUAUCAGCACAAGAAUCUCCUUAUCCUUUAUGAUGCCAUAGGAACUCUGGCCGACUCUGUGGGUCACCAUCUAAAUCAGCCUGAAUACAUUCAGAAGUUAAUGCCCCCACUCAUAGCCAAGUGGAAUGAGCUCAAAGACGAAGACAAGGAUCUGUUUCCUUUACUGGAGUGUCUGUCAUCUGUAGCCACCGCCUUGCAGAGUGGAUUCCUGCCUUAUUGUGAGCCUGUUUACCAACGCUGUGUCACCCUAGUACAGAAAACAUUAGCACAAGCCAUGAUGUACAACCAGCAUCCGGAUCAGUAUGAAGCUCCAGACAAAGACUUUAUGAUCGUAGCCCUGGAUCUACUCAGUGGUCUGGCUGAAGGUUUAGGUGGCCAUGUGGACCAGCUUGUAGCACGCUCCAACAUCAUGACCCUGCUGUUCCAGUGCAUGCAGGAUACAAUGCCUGAAGUGAGGCAAAGCUCCUUUGCUCUGUUGGGCGAUUUGACUAAGGCCUGUUUUCUGCAUGUGAAGCCUUGCAUCGCCGAGUUCAUGCCCAUCCUGGGACUCAACUUAAACCCAGAAUUCAUCUCUGUGUGCAACAAUGCCACCUGGGCCAUUGGAGAGAUUUCAAUGCAAAUGGGUGCUGAAAUGCAGCCCUACGUCGGCUUGGUUUUGCCUAACCUGGUUGAGAUCAUAAACAGACCCAAUACACCCAAGACCCUUUUGGAAAACACAGCCAUUACAAUCGGCAGGCUGGGUUAUGUCUGUCCUCAGGAAGUGGCACCGCAGCUUCAGCAUUUUAUCAGACCAUGGUGCACUUCUCUGAGGAAUAUUCGAGACAAUGAGGAGAAGGACUCAGCUUUUCGCGGAAUCUGCGUCAUGAUCGGUGUCAACCCUGCAGGAGUCGUUCAGGAUUUUAUUUUCUUCUGUGAUGCUGUGGCGUCAUGGGUGAGCCCCAAAGAUGACCUCAGGGACAUGUUUUAUAAGAUCCUUCACGGCUUCAAGGACCAGGUUGGCGAAGAAAACUGGCAGCAGUUCUCCGAGCAAUUCCCUCCUUUGUUGAAGGAGCGGCUGUCGGCGUGCUACGGUGUCUAACAAGUGGACAGGACACCUGUAGGUUAACGUAGGGAUGGGUUACUGGGGAACUCAACGCACCGCCCAGAUCAAGGGGAGAUGGAGGGAUGUGACGCGCCACGAACCUCCACUCAGCAAAGGGCCUGCUUCCCUGUGCCCUGUGUGUCUCUGUAAGGGAGGGUGGGAGGUGGGUGGUGAGGGAGGGUAAACUAGGGAUAUAUGUAUACCUCUCGGAUUUAACGCCUCACUAAAUCCAACACACUCUGAAGUGACUUUCACCAACAGCACCGCAGGGAUCCUUGGUGAGGUGAAGCCAGCUCGCCGGCUGGUUCCAACCUCGCCAACCCUUUAGACAUUCUGUCAACAACGGCAGACAUAAAGUAGCAAGGGCGUGGCAGAGAGGGUACAUUUUAAGGCUCAAUAUCAACCAGCGUGAUGUGCCAGCGUUCCAGUGUCACAACUCACAGUUAAUAGGUAAAGCUUACGUGAUUGGUCAAUGGCUAGUCACAGCAAGGCUUGCCGGUUAAACACAUGCUUUUACGAUGUAACACAGACGUGCACUGAUUUUUGGCACCUUUUACCGCUAAAUUCAUCUCGUGUGCACAUAUUUUUGUUUUUCACCUGUACAUUAGAUUGAGUUUAAUUUCCCUCUAGUUGUAUGAAAUGAGUUUGGUUCUCCUCAAGGUCAGGCUCACAGGUUUAUCACACCACCGUACAAUUAUUGCAUGACGUAAGAUCACAAUGAAGUGCUGCAUGUUGGAGUGAAUAACUGUUGCUGACGUCACCGUCACUCGCGGCGGGGGGCUGGCGAUGGCCGCCAGGAGCUUUGCUCGGUUCCCUUUCCAUUCUGUGUAAUCGUUGUACCCAAGCGCUGACACGGUGGAGGUUGUGCUGAGAGAACCUCGGUUUGACCAAGCUGUCAUGGCAUCAAUCCCAAUACUGUAGGCUGCGUCACUGACAAUGCUUCUGCUGCUACUUAAAUUUCCUCUACAGGUCAAUGAGAGCGCUAAAGCAUCAUAGAAAGAAUACUGAUAUUAUUGCACUUUUGUCUGAAAUGUAGAACUUCAACUGUAAGAUGCAGUGGCGACACACUGUUAAUGGAUUUUUUUUUUUUAUAUACGUUUUAGGACUGUCGAUUGCUUGCUAAAGUAAGCAUAUUAAUGGUAAAAUAUCAAAUGACUCCUAACAUGGGUAAAACAAUGUAGCUCUUUGCAUCGUACACCAGUAUUUUUGAACUCCUUUUGUUUGUGUUCCCGGGCCAUUGUGGUGUUUUUGUUCACUGCUGUUUUGAUCGCUGUCACGGUAUCCAGAACAAUGCAUGCUGUUCAGUGCGCUCGCCCCGACUUUCGGGUCCUCUAUGGCAAUACACCAGGCUGGACGAAGACUGUUCCAUCCCAGCUCAAUCUAGCGACUCCCUUUUGGUUAGCUCCCCCCCAAUCGAGUUUUGUCCACAGUGGACGUUUGUACUGAAAUCUUUUGCGGCUGUAAGCCUUGUGGUAUUUUUAAAACCACAAGUACUGUGUAGGAAGCUUUCACACCAGCCUUCACAUGCUGUUGCAAUGAGGGUCCUACCUGUGUUCUUGGGGUCAGCAGAUGUGGGGGUCACAAUUGAGGUGCUCAGGGGUGUAGUAAUGAAUUAGAUGGCUGCUUUUCUGGUUUGUCUGUAGAGUUUUCCAACAAGAAUUGAGAGAACAGACCUUGAUAUUCAAAGAGUCUGACUGCAAUGGAAUCAAGUUUCAAGCAGAUGUUGGUGCUGCUGGAGAACACAGGGAGGACACCAAGUAAGAAACGCAUCCUGAUGGUGUCCCCUCAAAAGCCCUCAGUUUUGGGCCACGACCAGUCAGCUGUGAUGUGGCUCAGCCAGUUAGAUGAUUUUAAAUUUUUAUUUUUACAUUUGAUUUAUUUUAAUAAUUUUCUUUUCUAUUUUUUGUGCUCUGUGCGCAAAGUUAUUUUUGGACUUUAAAAGUUUUUUUUUCCUUUUGUUUUAUUUGUAUUCUUUUAAUUUAAAGAAUUUCUUUUCGUUGUUUUAUAGCGGACCGUUGGAGCAUGUUAAUGUUGUGCUUGGAGCGAAGGAGUACCUCAAGUAGGAAUUGAAAUUCAUAACUUUGCUUCAAUCAAAUCCAAUAUCUUUGUAGUACCAAUUUUCUCAACUGUGGCGCUGGAGGAACGUUAUCUGAUGUAUUUCUUAUUUAAUUUUGUGAAUAGGGGAAAAUAAAACUUUUUUUUCUAUUACA